Onychostoma macrolepis is the source of this 798-nucleotide messenger RNA. RefSeq names its product endonuclease domain-containing 1 protein-like. The transcript is spliced from 2 exons. NCBI's taxonomy places the organism in Eukaryota, Metazoa, Chordata, Actinopteri, Cypriniformes, Cyprinidae. The record is from RefSeq and is a predicted model, not a curated record. Gene Ontology annotation, molecular function: nucleic acid binding; metal ion binding; hydrolase activity. The coding region runs from base 1 to 798 and encodes 265 amino acids.
AUGAUGCUGCUUCUUCAUGUGCUGAUGCUGUCUCUUCUCUCCGGUGGUUCGGCCAGAGUUGUGCAGGAUUUUGAGAGUGAAUGUGGUCAAUUUUUUGCAAAUGGAAAAUCACCAACAAGAUUUCCUGGUCAACAAUACAGGCAGAUCUGCCAAACUCUAAAUAAUGUUUAUUAUUAUGCCACAUUCUAUGACACUGACAACAAGAUCCCCGUGUACUCAGCCUACAAGUUUGAAGGGCUAAAGGGCUGCGUAAGACUAAACAAGUGGUACAUUGAACCUCAACUUGACGACAAUAAUGGAUCACCAAACAUGAACUUCGAGACAGGUGUGAAAAAACAAGGACUUGGAAAGCAUCAAGCUCUCAAUGGAGACUAUGAGAGUUCUCGCUAUGACAGAGGUCAUCUGGCACCAGUCUACCAGGCACAGUCACAGAGCUGUGCUCAUGCCACCUUCACUCUCACCAAUGCUGCUCCACAAAACCCCUCUUUUAACCGAGGCCAGUGGAAGAAACUAGAAAGAAACAUUGCAAAAGAACUGUCUAAUCAAUGUCUACCAAAAAGAUAUACUAUUUACAUUGUGACAGGGGUGGUACCAGGUGCACAGAAAAUUAAAAAUAGAGUGAACGUGCCUAAACAUUUCUGGACUGCUUACUGCUGCUUAGACAACAAUAACAAGUGUCAGAUCUCAAGUGGGUUUAUUGGAAAGAACGAGAACAUUACUCCAAAAAGAAAAACUGUGAAGAAUUUAGAGAAAGAGUUGGCAACACUUUAUAAAGUCACAUCCUUUCAGUUGUUUUAA